AUGUUCAAGAAAAGACCAAAGAACACCUCAGUGGCCGACCAACUGCUUGAUUCAAACGCAAUAUCGAGCAAUCAACACACAGAAUUCAUUGGAAGCCCCAGCAUUGACGAAGAAACACUCAGUGCAGAAAUUGACGAACAAGAGCGACAUGAGAGACAAAAGUCGGCAUUGCUAGCCGCUGCAUCUUCAUUAUCAGGUGGUGAUGAUGAUCAAGCCCCUUCCUCUAAUAAACGUGCUGCAUUCUUGUCGAGAAUCAAAUCAAGAACCACUGCACAUGGUGAUGCAACAACGUCACAAAGUACUCACGGAGCGCCGUCAAAUGAGCCAAUGCAUAGCAUUGAACCGGAAAUUGAAGCAUCGCUUGUCUCAAAGUUUGACUGCCGGUUAAUACCAUUCUUAGCUCUAAUGUACUUCUUCAACUCUCUGGAUCGGUCCAGUCUGGGAAAUGCCAGAUUGGACACUUUAGAGGCAGAUCUGGGACUGGUCGGCAAUCAAUUCAAUACAGCUUCAACUCUUUUCUAUGUCGGGUAUAUUACCUUUCAGGUUCCAAGCAAUCUCAUGUUAAGGUGGCUAUCUGCGAAGAUUUGGCUUCCAGUCAUCAUGUUCGUAUGGGGAAUUGUGUCUCUAUGUACCAUGUUUGUGUGGAAUUUCACAACUUUACUGCUGGUGAGGUUUUGGCUCGGAUUCGCUGAAGCGGGCUUCUUUCCAGGUGUUAUAUUCUAUUUGACGACAUUCUACAAGUCGAAUGAACUGGCUACACGGAUUGCGCUCUUCUGGGGUUCUUCUACUGCUGCUCAUGCAUUCGCAGGCCUGUUGGCUUAUGCCGUCUUCAAUCUCAGAGGAUCUAGUGGUUUAAGCGGCUGGAAGUGGCUAUUCUUGGUUGAAUCAGUUCCUACAAUCGCGCUAUCCGUGAUAGCAUAUUUCUAUCUUCCAUUGUCACCAGAGACAUGCAGAUGGCUCACACCGAAAGAGAAACAAGCAGCUAUUGCGAGACUACGGCUGCAUGAACCAGAAACUCAUGCAACACUGGCUGAUAUUAACAGCGUCAAUCGUGUUGAGGUUUUUGAGGCAUUCAAGGACCCCAAAGUCUGGUUUUGGAUGGCCAUGUUCUUUGUCGGGUCCAUACCAAAUACGUCAAUUUCAAACUUUCUACCUACCAUUGUUUCCGGGCUGGGUUAUUCAGGAACGGUAGCAAAUGCUUUGACUGCUCCUCCAUACGUGAUGGCAGCGAUCGUCAUGGUCAUUGUGGCCUUCCAUAGUGACAAGUAUCAUGAACGAACAUUCCACGCAUUGGGUGCAGUUUUCGUGUGCUUUAUUGGAUAUCUCAUUUUAGUAGUAGUGCCGCUGACCACUGCCAGCCCGUCAAUUCCUGUUCUAUACCUUGGUAUUUUUAUCAUUGUCACAGGCAUAUUCGUUAUAAAUCCCGUGGUGAAUGCCUGGCUGGCUUCUAACAUCGCUCCUGGAGUGAAAAAGGCUGUAGCUAUUGCAAUGGCGGUGUCUGCAAACAACGCUGCUGGUCUUGUAGGUUCGAACUUGUAUCUUGCAGCCGACAAGCCUUACUACAUAAAAGCGCACAGUGUCAAUCUGGGCAUGUGUGUGGUGUGGAUGGUCAUGGCCUUGUGCUUAAGAUCGUGGUUGCUAUACAUGAACCGUUCACGAGAACGUGUAUUGUCGACUGAAGUGGGAGAAGAUACGCGUAUUGGAGACAAGAAACUGUCGUUCAGAUACUAUGUUUAA
This is a messenger RNA of Synchytrium microbalum, 1737 nucleotides long. RefSeq lists its product as uncharacterized. Gene Ontology annotation, molecular function: transmembrane transporter activity. Bases 1 to 1737 code for a protein of 578 amino acids. The record is from RefSeq and is a predicted model, not a curated record. The transcript has 10 exons. Gene Ontology annotation, biological process: transmembrane transport. Gene Ontology annotation, cellular component: membrane. NCBI's taxonomy places the organism in Eukaryota, Fungi, Chytridiomycota, Chytridiomycetes, Synchytriales, Synchytriaceae.